AUGAAAGAUGCACUCCGGAACCUUGGCGAGCGGUUGAAGCAGUUAACAGAGCAACGAAACAUCAAUGCCAACCUAUCCCCUCACUCUGUCCUAGACGCUGCUUCUGCUCAAGACGGCCCUUCUAACGGGGCCCUCAAAUCCGACUCAUCUGAAGGGCCAAGCCCCUCUCUCGCCUCUGCUGUUGCAGAUAUAGACACCUUGCGAACACGAAUCGACGGUGUUGAAAAGGGAUUAGCAGAUCAUAUCGCCGCGUAUCUUAAGAGGAUAAACGAUAUCAAAGACUGGACAGUCUCCGCUUCCGAGCGUCUUGCCUUACACACAGAAAGCGCCGCUGCUAUCUCAGAGGAUAUCAAGGCCCUCCGGGAGUACCUUGCUUCACUCUCGGGAAGCACAAUGCAAAUUCCAAAUGCUGCCGGGGCAGAUCGAUGGAGAGCUGUCGCAAGCUAUCAAGAUCAAAUGCAGGGCAUAACUUCGUCAUCAAACGAGAACGGAAAUACAGUUGGGAAUGGUAACGGGAAUGGAGACUUUUGA
Messenger RNA from Morchella importuna, 531 nucleotides. RefSeq lists its product as uncharacterized. The record is from RefSeq and is a predicted model, not a curated record. The transcript has a single exon. Lineage: Eukaryota; Fungi; Ascomycota; Pezizomycetes; Pezizales; Morchellaceae. The coding region runs from base 1 to 531 and encodes 176 amino acids.